This is a messenger RNA of Suillus bovinus, 1069 nucleotides long. RefSeq lists its product as uncharacterized. The record is from RefSeq and is a predicted model, not a curated record. The coding region runs from base 140 to 895 and encodes 251 amino acids. NCBI's taxonomy places the organism in Eukaryota, Fungi, Basidiomycota, Agaricomycetes, Boletales, Suillaceae. The transcript has 3 exons.
UCCGAGUCGCCGGCUCUGCUUAGCUCUGUUUUGUGAUGCUGAUUCUAGCUUAAAGGCGGAUCUUGCUGUCUUUUUCUUAUUCACAAACAUUUUUCUGGCCGCGGCCCCUUUGAUCAAGGAUUAAUUGAAUAGCUUGAAGAUGAUGGAAGUCGACACUCACUCGCCAUCCACCAGGAUGGCACGUUCCUUCAACUAUUCACUCAAGAGGUCGCGCUCUCCUGGGUCUCCAAGCCAAGAACGCCAGCCUAAACGUUCAUCACUUGCUUUACAGGAUACGUAUCUGAGUAGACGAGCAUCCUCCAUUAUCUUUUCUUCCAACCAAAGCUCGAGCAAUCAUCAUCAACCAAGCCCAGAAGAUUGGGUGAGGCAAGCUAGCGACCUCUCAAUUGGAUGCCCAAGUAACGUCGAGCCUGUUCCAUCGCCAAGUGGCGAUAUACAGGAUGAGAACAUGGCACUCGACCCAGAUGAAGCUUCAAAAUCUUACUCCUCGAUGUUUGUCUUUUCGCCACCACGGCUGCUACAGCCAUCCCGAGCACACUCUACAACCACACAGUCACAAACGUACACGAGUCCUCCCCAACACCUAUCUCAAAUCAUUGUGGGACCGGCAGGUGGACAGCCGUUAACACCAAGCAUGACCGUGACCAUGGCUUCUUCGGUGUAUGUGCAGCCUGGUAUAUCAGACGGCCAGCAAGAAUCGCAGGGACCAACUCAAAGCCAUGACUCUUUCCAGACUACAUCAUCUGAAAUGCCAAUUCCAUCAUCACCUCCAAUAAGCCAAUCUCCAGGACCCAAGUCAACUUCGGGGAGAAAGCAGCGCUUUACGAUGGGGCCACGUGCAGACUGCCCAAAGUGUAGAAUAGGUGAAAAGGGGCACUGGAUGCAUUUCGACUAGACAUUGGAGUAGUAAAUUUGCCUACGUAAUCUUAGAACUAUAAUAUUUUACAGGUGACAAUUAACUUGUGCAGCCAUUCAUGUGCACGAGGUCUUACUUAGAUUCGGAGGCGAGGAAGUUGCUUGUUGUUUUGCUUUGUUUGCCGAGGCCGUUGGAUUUAAACAUGUCACAACA